CGAUAUGACGAAAAGCUAUACUCGUGGGAUUUCCAGGCGUGCAAGGUGGAUUCAUAAUGAGCCAUGUAAGUCUGGUUCGAGCUGCGGCAAGGUGCCUUCGGAAGAGUCCGGCGUGCGUCGUGGAAAGAGCCUCGUACUCAGAUCACUCUGGUCAUCCGAGCCUGGUUACCUAAGGUAUAUAUCAUGUCUGCAUCUGCAUGGCUCUGCAAUUGAGCUACUUUCCCGAACAGCUCCGAGUCUUUUGUGCUGCCACCGUCUCUGUGCUGCUCGUCUUUCACAAUGCGCUUCUCUAGUCUCGUGGCCCUCGGGCUUGCCCCUUGGGCAGGCGCUCAGCUCACUGGUGUCACGGCCGGCGUAGACCCCGUCACCGGUGAGCGCCCGUCAAGAUUGGAUAUCAAUGCUCUGCACGCACAGGGUGGUCCCGCGUGGGAUCUCUUUAUUCAGGCUCUGUCUGUCAUGCAAACAGCUUCGGAGAGUGACUGGGUCUCGUACUAUCAGAUAGCGGGAAUCCACGGCAUCCCGCUUAAGGCAUACAAUGGAGUUGAACAGGUGCCGGGCGGUUCCGACUAUUCCGGCUACUGUCCCCAUGGGCAAGUCACCUUCAGCACCUGGCAUCGGCCCUACAUAGCCCUCCUCGAGCAAAUCCUGCAGAGCCACGCGCAGACCAUCGCAGACCAGUACACAGGGUCGUCGGCAGCAGCAUACCAGGCCGCGGCGAAGACACUCCGGUUCCCGUACUGGGACUGGGCCUCAUCUGCAGACCUGCCGCCAUCGACAACCACACAAACACUAGACAUCACCAGUCCCGCCGGGCCCGUCACCCUGCCGAACCCCCUCUACAGCUACAGAUUCCAGACCUUCCCGUUUCUAGACCCAGACUUUCAGAGCAACACCUUCAGCAAGUUCAGCGAGACCAAGAGGGCCGUCCCCUACAACGGGAGCAGCUCGGCCGUCAGCGACCAGGCGUCUACGAGCGCCAUCUUGGAGAUGAACCAGCCGUGGCUGCGGGACUAUGUGUACUCCGUCUUCACGCAAAGCACGCAGUUUGAGCUGAUGUCGUCGACGCAGAGCCAGGGGCCCAGCUUCGAGGCGCCCCACAAUAGCGUGCACUCCGACUUUAGCGGACUGAACUUUAUGAACAUUGGCCACAUGCAGUUUGUGUCGGUUGCUGCCUUUGACCCCAUCUUCUUCCUGCACCACACCAACGUCGACCGGCUGGUGGCCAUGUGGCAGGCCAUCUACUUCAACAGCACCAUGUUCACGUCGACGCAGCCGGGGUGGGCGCUGUUCGGCACCGCGGCCGGCGACAUAACUGCCGACAGCCCGCUGAAGCCGUUCACGGACGAGUCGGGGGCCUUCUACACAUCUAACCGCGUAGCUUCGACCCGCGCCUUCGGCUACACGUACCCGGGGCUGGAGGACUGGGGCGUGAGCAAGCCGGAGCUGGCACGGCAAGUGACGGCACGUGUCAAUACGCUGUACGGGCGGGAGCUCAAGACGGCCCCCGCGUCGGCCCCCGCGUCAAAAAUCAGGAAGCGGCAGGUCCGCUACGCGCUGCGGCAGGCCGCGCUGCCCGUGCUCAAGGACUACGCGGCGGCUAUCAGCGUCGAGCGCGUCUACCUGGCCGACCUCCUGCCCGCCACCGUCGAGCUGUUCGUCGCCGGCCGCAAGGCCGGCGAGCUGGCGCUGCUGGCCAUGCCGACCGCCGGCGUCGCGCAGUCGACCGUGCCCCUGCGCCGCACCCUCGAGGACCUCGAUGCGCCGCUCGACGACGCCGACGAGCUGGUCGCCGAGCUCAGGCUCAAGCUGCGCGUCGUGGUCAAGUCGAACAACGGCACUCAAGUCCCCGCCGCCUCGGUGCGCAGUCUAGUCAUCGAGAUCCAGGACCGCGACUUUACGCCGCCAGCCUCGGACGACGCGUUCCCCCGCUACGGCCGCAUCAACCGCCACCCGGUCAGCGUUGGGGAGCUCGACUCGUUCUAGAGCCUAGUCAGACCUGGGGAGGGGAUGGGGCAUAACAGUUCCAGAGUAGUGGUAUUUCGUGUAUAUUGGCCCCAAUCUGGUUCUGUUGUGUGGUCCAAGUUUAAGGCAGGGCUUCUCUCUUUUUUUUUCUUUUUUCUU
Lasiosphaeria miniovina is the source of this 2121-nucleotide messenger RNA. RefSeq lists its product as uncharacterized. The coding region runs from base 280 to 1983 and encodes 567 amino acids. The record is from RefSeq and is a predicted model, not a curated record. NCBI's taxonomy places the organism in Eukaryota, Fungi, Ascomycota, Sordariomycetes, Sordariales, Lasiosphaeriaceae. The transcript has 8 exons. Gene Ontology annotation, molecular function: oxidoreductase activity.